Molecule: messenger RNA, 2379 nt
Organism: Vigna umbellata (rice bean)
Lineage: Eukaryota; Viridiplantae; Streptophyta; Magnoliopsida; Fabales; Fabaceae
Gene: FSD3
Product: Fe superoxide dismutase 3
Biological process (GO): superoxide metabolic process
Cellular component (GO): chloroplast nucleoid
Molecular function (GO): superoxide dismutase activity; metal ion binding
Source: RefSeq, a predicted model, not a curated record
CAUCAAGACGUUGUCUUCUUUUUUGUUUUUCAUGAUUUUUUAGCUUUUUUUAUAAGCUCGUGUGUUUUUCGUUGCUUCUACUCUCUCUAUUUGAAAUUUAUGCCACCAAUCGCUUUUAUAAUUCAAACUUUUCGUGGCUAAGUCAUGUCUCUCUUUUUUAUUAAUUUCAUUUUUGAAUCCUAGACUCCACACUCACUAGUUAAAAUCUUAGCUACAAUUAUGGGACACAUGAUGGGUGGUUUAGCAUUCCAAGAAAGGUGGCAUCUUUGGUGUGCUUUGUUUUCCUGGCCUAUGUUUCACCAUUAUAUUGGGGGUUAAUCUGAUGGACAUGGUGUUUCGUCUUGUUGAAAUAUUAAGUUCAUAAACUUGGCAACUGCUUGUUGAAAUGUGUAAACUAUUACAAUCUCAGACUUAGAGAAGUUCAAAUUUAGGUAGUAUUAUGAGAUGCAUUCGUAGACAAAAUAGAUGGUUUAUCAUUGCAAGAGAGGUGGAACGCUUUAGAGUGUUUUGACUGGUUGGCCUAUGUUUCACCAUUAUAUUGUGGUUUAAUCUAAUGAUCGUUGUCUUUUGUCAUUGAAAUACCAAGUUCACAUGCACGAUAAAUGCUUGUUUAAAUGUCUAAACGGUUACAGUAUCAGACUCUAUUCUUUCUGUUUUUGUCAACACUUUUAACCGUGCUUCACUACCGUAUCUCAAAGCUUCGUGCUGUUGUUCUUGUCUUUUAGGGAUACUUCAUCAUGUACGAUAUUGAUACAUGCUUUGGUUGUGUUUUGUGUGAAAUCCCAACAGUUUUCAGUUUUACAUUCUGAGAUCUAGUGAUAUUAUUUCCCAGUCUAUUUCCAGUUGCAAUCACAGCCCUCAUGCACUGAGUCACACCUCCUUAUAUGAAGCUUAACUGGCUGAGUGUUUACAGAAAAGAGUAAACAAUUACACCGCUUCAAAACAAUCUUUUGCAGUAGCAAUUAUGUGUGUAUUUCCUAUGUACAUACAAGGGGAAAAAUGCACUAUUAGACUAUUAGAUUUUUAGGUUUAAUUGAAACUUAAUAUCCAUAAUUAAUAGCUGAUGCCAAGUGAAUCCCUGGGACAAGUUCUGUUCAAUUGAGUUUUUUUGUCUAUUUGUUGUUCUAUGUGGGAAAGGCGCGUUCUAGGUGGAGGGUGGCCUCAGUUUUGUUUUGAAAAUGCUGUGAUCACUUUAUGUUCUUCAGUGCUUUGUUUCUCAUCUAGAAUGUGAAAAACUCAGAUGGAAUAAAGUAGCAAUGGCUUCCUGUUAUUUCAAUCCUAUCUCUACUAGCCCUCAUCUUGUUUCAGCAAACUUAUCAAGAAAGUUCAAGAUUCCAAAGCUUCUUCACAGACAGAAAAAGAGGUUUGAUGGCUCACCCAGAUCCUCAAAAAUCACUUCAUUUUACGGCUUGAAGACCCCUCCGUAUGAACUUGAUGCCUUAGAGCCGCAUAUGAGUAAGAAGACAAUUAACAAGCAUUGGGGUGAAUAUCAUCGGAGUCUUUUAGAAGGGUUGAACAAACAGCUAGAGAAGGACGAUAUACUAUAUGGUUACACCAUGGAUGAACUAGUCAAAGUGACAUACAACAGUGGAAAUCCUUUCCCUGAAUUCAACAAUGCAGCUGAGGUUUGGAACCAUGAUUUCUUUUGGGAAUCCAUGCAACCAGGAGGGGGUGAUAUGCCCAAACUAGGUUUCCUUCAACAGAUUGAAAAGGAUUUUGGAUCAUUUAUGAAUUUUAGAGAGAAGUUUGUAGAAGCUUCCCUCACAUUAUUUGGCUCUGGUUGGGUUUGGCUAGUUUUGAAGAGAGAAGAGAAAAGACUGGAGAUAGUCAAAACUUCAAAUGCCAUUUGCCCAAUUGUGUGGAAUGACAUACCACUUAUCAAUUUGGAUUUGUGGGAGCAUGCAUACUAUUUGGAUUACAGGAAUGAUAGAGCAAAGUAUGUGGAUGUAUUUUUGAACCACCUUGUAUCUUGGGAAGCUGCAGCAGCCCGAUUGACUUUUGCAGAGGCUUUUGUAAACUUGGGAGAACCAAAAAUUCCUAUUGCAUGAAAAUACAGAAAUGCCUGAAAUGCUUAAUGAUUAUAGUGGUAGUAGCUACGACCAUAUGGCAACCUAGGUGGAGUUGGGGAAGGAAUGAGUUUGCUUCAAUCAUCAUUUACAAAUUUUAUAGUGCCCCGUGUGCUUCUCUCUGGUUGUCAAAUUUUGCAGUAUUUAGGAUUCAGGACAACUUGACAUUGGGGGAGAUCUAGUGAAUAGCAGGCAAGUAUUUCAAUGUAUAACAAUAGAGAAAAACAACCAUGAUCUUGGACUGAUUAUAGUCUUAUUGUAUGAAACUAUGAAUGCUAUAAUCAAUGUGGCAAGAAACUGUUAAAUUUUGAAA